ACGUGUGCUUGGUAGUACUCAGCCUUGACUGUUUGGAGCGGAUGUUGGACACAGCGGCUGCCAGCCCGAGAGACGGUGCAGGCGGCCAAGGAGUGGACGACACUCGAACGGGAAAUCAACAUUAAAUGAUUUACAAGUGUUGAUAUACACGCGGAAUCACGAGGACUUAACGUUAGCGGCCAAGCGGAGGCGAGGUGGAAGCCGGACAGGCGGGGAAGCGACGGAGCCACAGUCCGGGAACCCAGCUACCAGCAAUAGAACCGAAUCAAGCAGAACCCAAGAAGACUUUAAGACGCUGGUCCACCCGACGGGGCUCCAGGUCCCAGGAAGAGUCACCAUGUCCCGGAGGAAGCAGAGCAAACCCCGGCAGAUAAAGCGUUCCCUUGGUGAGCUUGACAGCAACGAUGACAGCACUCUUGACGACCUGAGCCUUUCUGGGGAGGAGGCAGAGGCCUCAGACCCAGAUGAUUCAGCAGAGGGUGAAAGCAGCACUCCUCCAUCAUAUACGCCACUGUACAAUGAAGAGUCCGGGACGCAGAACACACACAGAGGCCCUGAAGAAGAUGGGGAAGAGCAAGGUCUCGCGCACAGUGGUGGAAAAGAAGAUGAGGAGGGGGAGGAAGACGAUAAAGUGUUGCAUUGGAAUGGCCCCGAUGAGCUGGAAUUCGGUGGAGAAGGCAGUGUUAGCAGGGUCGUUGCUCGCCGGGACCUUCAAAUAGACACUAAGUGGGGCCCCUUUCCUGGGAUCCUCCAAUUAAAAGGCAACACAGAUGAUGCGGAGUCAGAGAUUUCAAGGUGGGCCUUGGUGUGCGAUGACCCAGAUUGUUGGAUUACCUGUCUUGCUUUGACGACUGACCCAUCGGAUGCAAACUGUACGAUCUAUAGCCAAGGUGAGGAGCUAUUCUGUAAGGUGACCAAAGAAAUCUUGGUGGGGGAAAGACUCCUGGCCAAACUGUUGCUUCCUCCAAAACCCUCAUCCCCUGUGGGCAGGGCUUCGCCUCUACUCAACCUUGUUAGCCAGAAAACUUCAGUGGUAAAGGAGGAGCCACUCUAUCCUGCAGCGCUUCACACGGACAUCCAGCUCCUCCCACAGCAAGCGGGCAUGGCUGCUAUUUUGGCCACUGCUGUUGUCAAUAAGGAUAUUUUCCCAUGCAAAGACUGUGGGAUUUGGUACAGAAGUGAAAGGAACCUGCAAGCCCACCUCAUGUACUACUGCGCCAGCCGACAGAAACAGCCCGCUGCCGCUUCAACCCCACCACAAGACAAACCCAAGGAGUCCUAUCCCAAUGAGCGUGUAUGCCCCUUUCCUCAGUGCAACAAGAGCUGCCCCAGUGCAAGUUCACUGGAGAUUCACAUGCGUACACACAGUGGGGAGCGGCCGUUUGUCUGCCUCAUCUGUCUGUCGGCCUUCACCACAAAAGCAAACUGUGAGCGCCAUCUGAAGGUCCAUACUGACACACUAAACGGUGUGUGUCAUGGCUGUGGCUUCGUCUCGACUACAAGGGAUAUUCUUUACAGCCAUUUAGUCACGAGUCACAUGGUGUGCCAGCCUGGAUCUCGCAGUGAGGUCUACUCUCCUGGGCCAGGCCUUCCUAAGCUGCCCUCGUCUAUUGUUCUCAGCCCAGGAGACUCUGGCGUUGUGCUAAAGUGUCAAGUCUGUGGCCACAACUCUGAAUCCCCUUCCCAGCUGCAGCAGCAUGUACAAACCCACCUAGAAGUGCGAGUCCCGACUGAAAGGAGCCCCACCCCUCGUCAAAGUACCCAAGUUGACCAGCUUCAAUCAUCGACACCUGAGGGAGAGCCUUUAGGCUGUGUCCCUAAGCCAGAUUCAUCCAGUCCUGGUGCUAAUGGGGGCUCUGCCACACCACGAGGCUGCAGUCUCUCUGAUGUUCAAACCAACAACAACCUUAAGAUCAAGGUAGAGCCUCAAUCAGAAUCUGAGACAGAAGAGCAGAUGGAUGUUAAAGAGCGUAGCGAGAAAGCAGGCCAGAAAUCAGAGGGGACGACAAAUGAGAGUCAAACUACAAACCUAAUUUGUCAAACAUCAAAUUCUCCAAAGAGCCCGGCUACCACAGUAGUAAAAGCAGAACCAACGAGUCCUACUCCCGGUUGUAGCCCAACUCAUAUUGGCGGUGCUGGCUCAGUUUUCCCAAGUGGAUCAAUGUUUUUGCCUCAGUACAUGUUUAACCCCGAAACAGCCAUUUUGCCCCAGGCCUCAGAGAUUUUGGCUAAAAUGUCUGAGAUGGUUCACAGUCGACUGAAGCAGGGACAGACAGUUCCUCAAAACACCCCAACCGCCUUCUUCCCCUCUGCGCCAACCGUUCCAACAGCCACAGCAACUCCGCCUCAAAAAGGAGCCACCUGCUUUGAGUGUGACAUUACAUUCAACAACAUAAACAAUUUCUAUGCACACAAGAGGCUUUACUGCUCCAGUCGACACCACGGAGAAGGAACCACCUCAGCUUCAGAUCCAGGAUCAGCAAGGGAUACUCCCCCAGCCACGCUGCCUUCUAGAAAGGCACAAGAUUCAUCAGCAUCUCCUUGUGAUGGAGCAGUGAGCAGAGCAGCUUCGGCCUCACCUUUUGACACUGACCCGGCGGCAGAAAGCGGAGCAACAGAAAUGAGGAGAGUUUUGGAAGUGAAGACCGAAACGCCAUCGGGCAAGGAAGGAAUGUCGUCCUCUUCUGAAGGGGAGGGUAUAGGCAGUGGAGGAGGAAGAACAAGUGAGGAUAGCCAGAGUCCUGUCAGUGGGUCUGUUGAAGACCUGGAAGAUGAUCCCAACCGAACCUUUUGUGAGGCCUGCAACAUCCGCUUUAGUCGCCAUGAAAACUACACUGUUCACAAACGUUUCUAUUGCGCUUCACGCCACGAUCCAUCCAACCAGCGAUCCACACACAUGGCCAAGGCAAACACCACAGCAGCCUUCCAACCCCAGCCAUUCCGCACACGCAAGAGGAAGAAGAUGUAUGAGAUUCACAUGGCAAGAACUGAAGCCUUAGCCGCUGCCGCUGCUACUGUUGCUGCAGCUGCCUCCGCUCCAUCUCCAUCAGUUCUUGGCCUGGCGGUGAAACAAGAAGUUUCUCCCAAUGGAGAAGAAAACUCCAGCCCUGAAGGAGAUGGUCCGAUUGAUUUGAGCAAAAGGCCUCGCCUGGUAGAACUUCCACGGGACGGUACUAGCAGUAUUCUUCCCGUGUUGCCGCUCACUGAUUACCACAAGUGCACCGCCUGUAGUAUCAGCUUCAACAGCAUUGAAAAUUACUUGGCACAUAAAACCUACUAUUGCCCUGCCACCAGCCUCCAAAAGCACACCUUAGAGCAGCUCCACAGACUCAAAAGAUCGGCCUCUACCUCUCCCAAAAGAAAGUCUCACCAGGAACGCCAAGAUCUUCUGCAUCCAAUAGAAGCUAAGGCGCUCCCUGCAGAGUGGAUUAGACAAGCUCAAGGUUCCUCGCCUAGUCCCCACAUCUCAGCCUUACCUGCCUCGGAUGCCACGUCUCCGCCUAAUACAGCAAGCACGCUUGCAGCGACACCGGGAGCAGGCGCUAAAAGUGGUAGCACGGCUUCUUCUCAGAUGGUCUGUCCAUAUUGUCCUAGCAGGACCAUCACAUGUGAGCUAAUUGAGCAUUUCAAGACUAUGCAUGGUCUGGUUGUAUCAAAGAAGUCCCUCCAAGAGGCUCAACCCCUUCAAGGCAGACUAGUUAGUCCCAGUUCCAGCCUUAGUCCCAAAGAUGGAGUCACAGCCACCACCUCCAAUAAUCCGAGAUCAGGCUCUCACAUUCACAGAGAUACUACUAAUGGGAAGGCAAGUAGGGAAACCACUUCUCCCUCCUCUCCUCUGGCAAAUGGAAGCCCCUCCGGUGGAAGUGAAUCCCCAUCAGCCGGUUUACCUUUACCCAUAUCCCCUUCAGUGGCUCCCCCUCUGACUUUGUCACCUGUGCCUGACCUCCGAAGAGAUACAGUUGGUACAUCCCUAAUUUCAGACAAGGCUUCGCCAACUGUUGCCUCCCAUUCCCUCCCUGCAUCCCAAACUGCUGCCAUCCCCGGUCCUAAAAGCCCGGUCAUCUCCCCGGUCCAGAACGGUAACUCCCGCUACUGCCGGCUGUGCAACAUUAAGUUCAGCAGCCUCUCCACAUUCAUAGCUCAUAAAAAGUACUACUGUUCCUCCCACAGUGCUGAACACGUCAAGUGAGAUGAGUAUUUCUUCCUUCCUGAGUGAGUAGACGCUACUCCUCAAUUCUCUCCAAGAAAGCCCCCAUUCCCCUUUUCUGCGGACAGUCCUCCCAGACUGGUGCCAAAGUUGCACUUAGCUGGCAUGACCAUUAUCUGAAAGAAUGGCUGUUACUCCUCAGCAGGACUUGAUGUUCCUUUGCUCCUGAGCAGACUUUGCCAGUGGUGUUACUAAUGAUUAUUUUUCCUCACCUGUGAGUCUGCAAGUACACUAUGAGGUGAAAUGGAGCCUACCUAUGUGUCUACCUGCGCACUAAAGUGUGCCCUCGUCCCCUAGGUCAAUUUCUUGCCACCAAUCUAACAUUUCCCCAUUUCUCAAUAUUCCGCAUUGUGGGACGUUAAAAAGUUCUCUGUGAAAACGCUUAGUCUGUCUCUUCUUGUCGGAAAAACUCCAGUUCUAUUUUGACAAUUGACUGAAGUGAUCGUACAGGUCCAGAACUAAACAGCGAAAUAAUAUCCCUUGUAUGGAAAGACUUGAUCACGUUUAAUGUUUUUAUUAUCUGUGUAUAGUCUAUGAUGUCUAAAGAAAAGUUAUAUUAUUCAUUUGGUUUCAACACUGGCUCUUUUACGCUAAUUUUAAAAAAGCGGAAGCAAUUUUUAGUUGAAAAGAAAAAAUAUGUGGUAUGGAAUGUUACUACUUACUGAAGGAUAUUUCACAAUAGACAUUUUUUUUCAUAUACACAUGUUUUUAUUUUCUCUUAAAUGCAAGGGAGAGACAAAUGUGAAAUAUUUAUCUUGUAGUCCUCACUGAUUUCAUGUCAACAAAAAACUACCUACAUAUUGUGGAAGAGUAUUUUUAUUUGUUAUUUACUUAUUCUCAUGCUGUUAGAAGGAACUGUGUGGCUCUCGGUGUGAUGAAGUAUUUCUAGUGUAGAUAUCUAAUAUCUUCUCCCUGGGACUACGUCGGAUUUCAUUGUCAUGGAAGCCUUCAUUUGUUGUCUUUAUGUACUCUUUAUUUGACGGUGAUUCACCAGCAGCACCAAUAGAACCAUCACAAGACGUCGGAGUGCGGUUCUUAUAAUGAAGUCUCCUUCCAAUAGGCUAUAAUAGUCUCAUCCGGAAAUCUGGCUUUAUGUACCUGCAUCAUUUUAUUUGUCUUUUAAUGGAAUAUGAAGAAAAUCCACCCAUGCCUUCAAAGUUGAAUAUACUUUGUCAAAUAUUUUCCUGUCUCUUGCUUGCAUUUGCAUCCGGCAAAGAAUAGGGCAUGACCCAUCUCACGCACUUCAGAACAAACACACAGUGGUUCCUUGGUUUGUGUUUGGUCAUUCAUUCCCGAAGGUAAGACAGAUCCCAAAUUGUAUGAAAACGGAACACAAUUUCUCCCAUUAAAAAUAAAUCUAAAUCCAAUUCAUUUGUUCCAGACACUCAAAAAUGUAUACACAAAACAGUUAUAGUUAACCAUGUAUAAAAAUAAUUCAUGCCUAAUGAAAGUGAUAAGUCAACAAUUGACAUCCCUUUUACCUUUUUUGAAGGCUAUUGUUGUAAACAAAUUGGUCUCAUUUGACAUUAUUAAUCAAUAAAAGCACAGACUUGUGGUGUAAGUAACUACAGAGUCAACCAGUGAUUGUGUCACAGAGCUGGGGUAGAAUGACUUCUGUGUGAGGAGUUAUGACACGUUUGGUCAUAACAAUCAUGGUAUGAACACAUUUGGACACACUAGUAUUACUAAUAAAUCAAAUCAAAUCAGCCAAAGUGCUGUACAUUAGGCAGGUUAAAAGAUAAUACGAGGACCGAGCAAACAACACAACACAAACAGAACAUGAUAAAAAAAUAAGACCGCACUUGGCUCUCGAGCCGGCAGAAUAGUACGCGGGCAAACUGACUAGUUUCUUAGACCCUGUUUUGCCAUAUGCUAAACAAGACGGUGUGCAAAAACUGGGGAAAAUCUUUGUUGAAAACUGGUAGUGGUGCACAAAAACAAAGUUACCAAUUUAGGGAUGGGUACUGAAUCCAAUACUUACAUAAGUACUGACCUAAUUCUCUUUGUACUACCCAUCCAUCCAUCCAUCCAUCUUCUUCCGCUUAUCUGAGGUCGGAUCGCAGGGGCAGCAGCCUAAGCAGGGAAGCCCAGACCUCCAUCUCCCCAGCCACAUAGUCUUCCCAAUGUGACCUGGGUCUUCCCCGUGGCCUCCUACUGGUCGGACGUGCCCCAGGGAGGCAUUUGGGUGGCAUCCUGGCCAGAUGCCUAAACCACCUCAUCUGGCUCCUCUCAAUAUGGAGGAGCACAGCUUUUCUUUGAGUUCCUCACGGAUAGCAGAGCUUCUCACACUAUCUCGAAGGGAGAGCCCCGCCACCCAACGGAUACCGGCUGCUAGUACCCGUGAUCUUUUCCUUUCAGUCAUAACCCAAAGCUCAUGACCAUAGGUGAGGAUGGGAAUGUGGACCGACCGGUAAAUUGAGAGCUUCGCCUUCCGGCUCAGCUCCUUCUUCACCACAACAGAUCGAUACAGCGUCCGCAUUACUGAAGACGCAACACUGAUCCGCCUGUCGAUCUCACGAUCCACUCUUUCCUCACUCGUGAACAAGACUUCGAGGUACUUGAACUCCUCCACAUGGAGCGAAAUCUGUGCUUGUAUUACCGCUUCAAGUAAAAUCUAACAGUGCCAAUGUUUGAUACCUCGGUUCAACGUGACGUGACGUCACGGCCAGUUGCAGACUCGCAGCUUAAACUCUUGCUGCAUUUUUCUGUGCCAACAAGGCAACCGUGUUUCAUAGAAAGGGCUCAACGUCAAGGUUCCACUUUUCAAGGUAGCUUGAUGCUAAUUUACAUGGGAUAUGCCAUAUACAUGCUACUGAUGAGCAUUAGCACCUCCCAAUUUGAUAAUCAAAAUUUUACCAAACAGCUGGUGUGUGACUGGCACAUACGAACCCUGUUUCCGUAUGAGUUGGGAAAUUGUGUUAAAUGUAAAUAUAAACGGAAUACAAUGAUUUGCAAACCCUUUUCAACCCAUAUUCAGUUGAAUGCACUACAAGGACAAGAUAUUUGAUGUUCCAACUCAUAAACUUCUUUUUUUUUUUUGCAAAUAAUAAUCAACUUAGAAUUUAAUGGCUGCAACACGUGCCAAAGUAGUUGGGAAAGGGCAUGUUCACCACUGUGUUACAUCAUCUUUUAUUUUAACAACACUCAAUAGACAUUUGGGAACUGAGGAAACUCAUUGUUGAAGCUUUGAAAGUGGAAUUCUUUCCCAUUCUUGGUUUAUGUAGAGCUUCAGUCGUUCAACAGUCCGGGGUCUCCCCUGUUGUAUUUUACGCUUCAUAAUGCACCACACAUUUUCGAUGGGAGACAGGUCUGGACUGCAGGCGGCCCAGGAAAGUACCCGCGCUCUUUUUUUACGAAGCCACGCUGUUGUAACACUUGUCUUGCUGAAAUAAGCAGGGGCGUCCAUGAUAACCUUGCUUGGAUGACAACAUAUGUUGCUCCAAAACCUGUAUUGACUUUUCAGCAUUAAUGGUGACUUCACAGAUGUGUAAGUUACCCAUGCCUUGGGCACUAAUACACCCCCAUACCAUCACACAUGCUGGCUUUUGAACUUAGCGCCUAUAACAAUCCGAAUGGUUUUUUUCUUCUUUGUUCUGGAGGACACUAUGUCCUCUGUUUCGAAAUAUAAUUUGAAAUGUGGACUCAUCAGACCACAGAACACCUUUCCACUUUGCAUCAGUCCAUCUUAGGUAAGCUCGGGCCCAGCCAAGCCGGCGGCGGUUCAGGAUAUUGUUGAUAAAUGGGUUUUGCUCUGCAUAGCAGAGUUUUAACUUGCACUUACAGAUGUAGCGACCAACUGUAGUUACUGACAGUGGUUUUAUGAAGUGUUCCUGAGCCCAUGUGGUGAUAUCCUUUAAACACUGAUGUCGGUUUUUGAUGCAGUACCGCCUGAGGGAUCAAAAGUCCGUAAUAUCACUUACGUGCAGUGAUUUCUCUAGAUUCUCUAAACCUUUUGAUGAUUUUAGAACAACGUUGAGAAAUGUUGUUCUAAAACUGUUCGACAAUUUGGUUACAAAGUGGUGACCCUCACCCCAUCCUUGUUUGGGAAUUACUUAGCAUUUCAUGGAGGCUGCUUUUAUACCCAAUCAUGGCACCCACCUGUUCCCAAUUAGCCUGCACACCUGUGGGAUGUUCCAUAUAAGUGUUUGAUGAGCAUUCCUCAACUUUAUCAGUAUUUAUUGCCACCUUUCCCAACUUCUUUGUCACGUGUUGCUGGCAUCAAAUUCUAAAGGUAAUGAUUAUUUGCAAAAAAAACUAAGUUUAUCAGUUUGAACAUCAAAUAUGUUGUCUUUGUAGCAUAUUCAACUGAAUAUGGGUUGAAAAGGAUUUGCAAAUCAUUGUAUUCCGUUUAUAUUUACAUCUAACACAAUUUCCCAACUCAUGGAAACGGGGUUUGUACAUUGUGAUGAAUAGACUCAUUCCUGGUUAUGGCAGCAUAUCCAUCCAUCCAUUUUCUACCGUUUGUCCCUUUCGGGGUCGCGGGGGGUGUUGGAGCCUAUCUCAGCUGCAUUCGGGCGGUAGGCGGGGUACACCCUGGACAAGUUGCCACCUCAUCACAGUACGCCAGUUUGGAGGUCUUCCUCCCUCCUGGUUCCAUGGACCACCAAAAAUAGACAUGACGGCGAACAGUUUGUGACUUUGUUUUAUUCUUUCAAUAAAGCCUUCGCCUUGUCGGGUCGCUUUUCAGCUCCUCCACUGCUCGCUCUACGUCUCGCUUUUCAGCCUCACGCGUCGUCGUCUUCGUCUCGCUCUCCGUCACUUCUGCGAUGCAUGUACUGCUGGCUCUCCAACUCCUUCUGCCCCGCCGUUCUCGGCUGCGGCCCUUUUACACACUGCCAGGUGAUUAUAGAAUUGCGCCCAGGUGGGCGAUCCACGCACCUGACAUCCAUCUGCAGGUCCGCCGACCACGCCUCCUUGCCCUAGGGCGUUUCGCCUUGCUGCAGGUGUGCCGGCCACGCCUCCUUGCCGCCAUCUCGGAGUCGGCCCUGGCGUGCCCUGCCUCGCUGCAGGUCUGCCGGCCACGCCUCCUCGCAGGCAGCACAGCUGGGACACAUUUAGAUAAAAGAAUACUGGCAAAUGACAUUCAGAAGUUUAAGAAAACGAUAUAUAACAACUGGACAAUGCAGCUGAGAUAGGCUCCAGCACCCCCCGCGACCCCGAAAAGGAUAAACGAUAGAAAAUGGAUGGACAAAACAGUUAUAAGUAUUGUUCGUUUGUUUUUUUUUCAAUCAAAAAAAUUUACAUUUAUUAAAAUUGUGAAAGGUGCCCAUCCCUAUGCCACUGUAAUUAUGUCAGAAUUAACAGAUUGUAUUUGCUGUCUACAAUAUUUAACAUUUCAUUGGGCCCAAGUUGAGAUUGUAAUUAAAGUUAAUAAUAGUCUGUGUGGCAUUUCAUCCACCCCUUAAGAGUAAAAAAACAUUUUGACUAACAUCAGAAGGCCUAAACAUUUUCUAUAAACAUGACAUUUUCCAAAAAGAAAAAAAAAAUAUUAAAUGGAUUAUACUUGCAUAUCGCUUUUCUACCUUCAAGGCACGCAAAGCGCUUCGACACUAUUUCUACAUUCACCCGUUCACACACACACUGAUGUCGGGAGCUGCCUAACCACGACCCAUCAGGAGCAAGGGUGACGUGUCUUGCUCAAGGACACAACGGACGUGACGAGGUUGGUAGAAGACGGGGAUCAAACCAGGAACCCUCAUUUUGCUGGCUUGGCCACUCUCCCAACCGCCGCCACGUCGUCCCCCAACUUCACACAUCUGAAAACGUUCACUUAUAUUUCCCACUAGUUCUGUUUUAUCCUCAUUGACCUGAUAUGACGGAAAGUCUGGUCUUGGUCUGACACUUAAAACCGGAACCCAGUUGUAAAAGUUCUCCCCAGUUGUUAGUUAUUAGUCCUCCCUGGUUUGCAACAAGUCAUCCAACAUUAUUCAUUGAAGAAAUGAACAGAAUUUCUGAUUGAUGGAAUGUUGUCCCUUUUUUUUUUGGUCUAUUUUCCCCGCUGUGUUUAUUGCAUCACAUUUUCUGAAUGUUUUUGGUUUAGGGGAAUUUUCCCCGUAACUAUAUUUAUUUUAUGCAGCACUUUCUUCCGUCAGACAAACAAAACAACUAUUUUCACGAAGGACUUCCCUAAUUAGUUUAAAUUGAAAUGGAUGUCAAAACUUUUGAAUUUGUUUUUCAUAUAUUUCAAGCUGUCCAAACUAUGCAUGGGAAAAUAAAAAAACACAACAUUUCUGAGAA
This is a messenger RNA of Nerophis ophidion (straightnose pipefish), 10444 nucleotides long. It is a transcript of the gene zfpm1, whose product is annotated as zinc finger protein, FOG family member 1. Gene Ontology annotation, molecular function: RNA polymerase II-specific DNA-binding transcription factor binding. Gene Ontology annotation, biological process: positive regulation of transcription by RNA polymerase II; heart development; negative regulation of transcription by RNA polymerase II. The record is from RefSeq and is a predicted model, not a curated record. The transcript is spliced from 10 exons. The coding region runs from base 338 to 4189 and encodes 1283 amino acids. Gene Ontology annotation, cellular component: nucleus. NCBI's taxonomy places the organism in Eukaryota, Metazoa, Chordata, Actinopteri, Syngnathiformes, Syngnathidae.